Molecule: messenger RNA, 2064 nt
Organism: Nyctereutes procyonoides (raccoon dog)
Lineage: Eukaryota; Metazoa; Chordata; Mammalia; Carnivora; Canidae
Exons: 2
Coding region: 680-1348 (222 amino acids)
Molecular function (GO): nucleic acid binding
Source: RefSeq, a predicted model, not a curated record
AAACGGCCGGAAUGGGACUAGCUGUAAACCAGCCGCCCAUAAUUAUAAACUUAAAACCCUCGGCCACCCCCAUAUCGAUCCGGCAAUAUUCAAUGAGCAAAGAGGCCAAAGAAGGCAUUUGGCCCCAUAUACAGAGACUAUUACAAUUGGGCAUUUUAAUACCUUGCCAGUUGCCCUGGAAUACUCCUCUAUUACCCGUAAAAAAACCCGGCACAGGAGAUUACCGGCCGGUACAAGAUUUACGAGAGGUUAACUGGAGGCCAGAGGUGGCUGACGGAGAGCUGCAAAAAGGCUGUAGCCCUGAUCCCAGCACCCACUAAUGCCAAAGGACUACGAGAGUUCCUCGGCAGUGCUGGGUUCUGCCGCCUCUGGAUACCCGGGUUUGCGGAGAUGGCGGCUCCCCUAUAUCCUCUCACGAAAUCCAACACCCCCUACCACUGGGGAAAGGAGCAGCAAUUGGCUUUUGACAAAAUAAAAAGGGCCUUAUUGACUGCCCCUGCCCUGAGCCUCCCAGAUGUAACCAAGCCUUUUACGCUAUAUGUUGAUGAACAUAAUGGAAUAGCCAAAGGGGUCCUAACUCAAAAACUGGGACCCUGGAAAAGGCCCGUGGCAUACUUUUCAAAAAAAAUUAGACAGCGUGGCUGCAGGAUGGCCCCCAUGUCUCCGGAUAAUAGCGGCUAUGGCAGUCCUGGUAAAAGACUCAGACAAGUUGACUUUUGGCCAACCCCUCACUGUGGUGGCCCCCCACGCCGUAGAGACAGUCAUCCGCCAGCCCCCUGAUCGAUGGCUCUCAAACGCCCGGGUCACCCAUUAUCAGGCCAUGUUACUGAAUUCUGAGCAGAUACAGUUUGGAACGGCUACAUCUCUAAACCCGGCCACCUUGCUUCCAGAAACCGAGUCCCCCUCCCUAGUAAUGCAUGAUUGCCACCAGAUCCUAGCUGAAGUCCAUGGCACCAGAGGGGACUUGACGGACCAGCCUUUGCCAGAUGCUGAAGCAACCUGGUACACCGAUGGGAGUAGCUUUCUACGAAAUGGCUGGACAGAAGCUUUCCCCACCAAGCGAGAAACCGCCCAGGUGGUUGUCAAGAAAAUCCUGGAAGAAAUUUUCCCCCGGUUUGGACUGCCCAAGGUAAUAGGGUCGGACAACAGCCCCGCCUUCGUCUCCCAGGACAGGCUAAAGGCGCUCCAGAUUAUCCAGCACCAGAUCUGGAAACCCCUUGCGGCUGUCUACCGCCCCGGAGACACACCGGCCCACACCCGUUCCAGAUCGGGGACUCCGCCUACGUCAGGAGACAUCAGUCCAGGACGCUUGAGCCCCGCUGGAAGGGCCCAUAUACUGUACUACUGACCACCCCAACCGCCUUAAAGGUAGACGGCAUUGCUGCUUGGGUCCACGCCUCACACGUCCAGCGCGCCCCAUCAACGAGCACCGCUGACGCCAGCCAGGACGGACCGGACGAGCCACUCCAGUGGAAGCUCCACCGCACCCAAAACCCGCUCAAGAUAAGACUUUCAUAAAUUGUUCAAUGACAGUUGUUAUAUUCCUACCUCUCCUAGCGCUCUUCACCUCCGCCAAAGGUGACCCUCAUGCCCUCAAAAGGUUAACCUGGCAGGUACUAACGUCUGGGGGUGACGACGUCUGGUCUAUAACUAAGACCGCCCCCGUGGGAACCUGGUGGCCUGACCUAUAUCCUGACCUUUGCAAGCUAACCAUAGGGGCCCCUAGCCCAUGGGACCUAGAGGGAUACUUCGACACCUCUAGAGCCCCUAACCAAGAAAGCCCUCCAGGGCGACUGGGAUUAGACCCAUGGGGAGGCUGUGGCACGCCUGAUAGAAGGGCCAUGCUAAGCACUCUUCCCUUUUAUGUCUGUCCCGGGCACCACAGAGAUCGCAGGCUAAAUCCCACCUGUGGAGGAGGGGAAUAUUUUUAUUGUAAAAAUUGGGGGUGCGAAACUACGGGGGAUACAGAAUGAAGGCCCUCCUCCUCCUGGGAUUAUAUCACUGUCAAGGCUAACUAUACUCACCCGACAUUUAGCAAAUGGAAAACCCUUAAUUAUGGGCCCU